Drosophila grimshawi is the source of this 2887-nucleotide messenger RNA. RefSeq names its product peroxisomal acyl-coenzyme A oxidase 3. Gene Ontology annotation, cellular component: peroxisome. Gene Ontology annotation, molecular function: pristanoyl-CoA oxidase activity; FAD binding; fatty acid binding. Lineage: Eukaryota; Metazoa; Arthropoda; Insecta; Diptera; Drosophilidae. The transcript is spliced from 6 exons. The record is from RefSeq and is a predicted model, not a curated record. Gene Ontology annotation, biological process: lipid homeostasis; fatty acid beta-oxidation using acyl-CoA oxidase. The coding region runs from base 355 to 2442 and encodes 695 amino acids.
CUUCGUUCAUUCACUCACUAUUUAUCCGUUCGCUGUGUCGGUUCAGUCGCCGCUGCCGGUCCUCGCAAUUGUAUUCGCAUUGGCCGCUCUUGCCUCGUCACAUUUUUCGUAUCGCAGCAUUUGUAUCUGAAUCACGCGGUCCAAUUUCAUUUUUUGCAUAGCUAAAACUGUGUAUUCCUGGCUUAAACAAAGAGCGCGAAACUCCCAAGGUAAUCAGAUAAGAGCGAGCAGCAAGUGAGCAAAGAAAAAGGACAACAUUUGUCGGUGGAGUCAGAAAGGAGCGCUACAGCUACAUAUAUCUAUAUAUAUAUAUAUAGAUAAGAGAAGUUUAGACAUCACAAAUAGGAGUACAGGAUGGAGAAAAUGGACACAAGCUUUAUUCCCGAUCUGCCAACGGGCGGACCACUUGAAGUUUAUCGCAAACGUGCCAAUUUUGACUGGAAGCGUUUACGCUUGAUCUUAGAAAAGGAGCAGGGAUUGCGCAUUAAGUACAAAGUGUGGCGUCGUCUGGAAAGUGAUCCCCUUUUUGCACACCCCUCACGCACACCGCCCAUGGACCAACAGAAGCGUCUGGCUGCCAUGCAGGUGAAUCGAAUGAAGCAACUGCAGCUGGUGCCCAAGGAGAUUGAGAGCCUGAGCUUCUCGGCCAAGACAAAGUAUCUGAUGGAAAUCAAUCAGGCGCUGGCGAGCUACUCGCCCAGUCUGUCAGUGAAGAUAGCCCUCAGUGUGGGCCUGUUCAACAAUGCGAUACGCGCCAUGGGCACCGAGAAGCACAAGAAAUACAUUGAGGCUACCUGGAAUCGGGAGGUGAUCACCUGUUUGGCCGUCACAGAGCUCUCGCAUGGGAGCAACACGAAGCGUAUUCGCACCACGGCCACCUAUGAUCCCCGCAUGCAGGAGUUUGUCAUCAAUACACCGGAUUUUGAGGCGGCCAAAUGCUGGGUGGGUAAUAUGGGCAAAACGGCUACCAUUGCGAUGACCUUUGCGAAUCUGAUAACGGCAGACGGUGAGAAUCAUGGCCUACAUGGAUUUCUCAUACCCAUUCGUGAUCCGAAAACGUUGAUCUCGUAUCCGGGCGUACUUGUCGGUGAUAUUGGCGAGAAGUCUGGCCUAAAUGGCAUCGACAAUGGCUUUGUGGUAUUCACCAACUAUCGCAUUCCCCUCGACAAUCAUCUCAAUCGCACCGGAAAUGUGACACCCGAAGGCGUCUAUGAGAGUGUCUUCACCGAUCCCAGUCAAGCGCUGGGCGCCGCACUCGAGAGCUUCUCCGCCGGACGCGUUGGCAUCAUGCAGGAGGCGGCCAAUACUCUGUGCAGUGCGGCUGUGAUCGCUGUCCGCUAUGCGGCUGUCCGUAAACAGUUUGGCCCCGAACGCCAGGGCGAGGAGAUGCCCAUCAUUGAGUAUCAGUUGCAUCAAUAUCGCAUCUUUCCCAUCUUGGCUGCUGCCUGUGUGCAAAAGAUUGCCGUCGAGGAGCUGAGCAAUACUUAUCUGGCGAUCAUAGCUGGCUCUCAGGAUGAUUCCAAUGGAUUCGAUGUACUUUCACAGAAAGCAGCUGAGAUUCAUGCGAUUAUCUCGGCGUCCAAGCCGCGUCUCACUUGGUCGGCACGCGAUGCCAUUCAGGAGGCGCGCGAAUCAUGUGGUGGCCACGGAUAUCUGCAAGCCUCCCGUCUGGGCCAGAUGCGCUCCGAUCACGAUCCGCUGUGCACCUACGAGGGCGAUAACAAUGUGCUCGGCCAGCAGGCAUCUAACUGGCUGCUGCGCCAAUGGAACGCCAAGGAGCUGGAGACGCCAAUUGGCAGCGUUAAGUUCUUGGAGCGACGCCACCAACUGCUGCAGUUGCACUAUGCACAACUGGUGCAGCAGAGUCCAAUGGACACCUGGGAGUUUGCGCUCAGCUGCUACGAAUGGCUGCUCUGCCAUCUGAUGUCCCGCACCAGUGCCCACAUCGAGACCCAAUUGAGCUCAGGCGUGCAUCGCUUCGAGGCGCGCAACAAUGCGCAGGUGGUGGGUGCACGGCAACUGUCGCUGGCCUUUGCCGAGUACAUGGCGCUCAGUGGCUUUGUCGGUCACGUGCGACAGUUGGGUGUGGAGCAGCCGUAUGCGGAGGUGCUGCGUCUGCUGUACGAUGUGUAUGCCAUGUGGCUGCUGGAGCAGCAUAUGACCAUGUUCUACGUGGGCGGCUUUGCUGUCGGUGGCGCCUUCGCUGGCGCUGUGCAGGAGCGUCUGCUGCAGAGCUGUGCCAAGCUAAAGGAUGUGGCUGUGAGUGUGGCAGAUGCCAUUGCUCCGCCAGACUUUGCCCUCAAAUCGGUGAUUGCACGUGCCGAUGGGCUGCUCUACGAGAAUUUGCAAAACGAAUUUAUGACCAACGAGGGCGCCUUCCAGCGACCCGAUUGGUGGCGUGACGUCAUCAUCCCACAGUCCCAGGAAAAAUCAAAGCUAUAAGCAGACAGAGAGAGAGCUUAGUGAAAUGAGAAUGAAUAAGUGCCUGGGCAGAUCGAUGGAUCGGUCACCCAAUUAACAGCAAUUGUUAUAGUUUCAUAUCACAUCAGGUAUUACUGCUAGUUCUAAUAGAAUGCAUUCCAUAUACAUACACAAAUAUCCAUUCUAUAUACGCAUUCUCUAAAUUAUCUAUAACUUAAAAGCAAUUCACAAAGUUCUUGUAUAUUUCUACUAGCACUGCUAGUAAGCCUCAGUUUCCAUAAUGUGGCACCGACUGUCGGGCUACAGUUGUAUUUAAUUUUGAAAUAUUGACCGUUUUUUCAGUAUAUCUGUAACAACAUCAUUCUGUAUCUGUAUAUAUAUUUUAUAUUUUAUUUUAUUUUAAUUUUUCAUUUGUAUGUUGUUGAUUGUGUGCUUUGAAAAAUAUAUAUGUAUUCAAAUUAAAUUG